AUGUUUAAUAGGCAAGCACUAAGUAAUGCAUUUAAUGCAUCUCGUAUUUUAGCUAGUAGAGCAGCUGCUACAGACUUGGGAAAAACUGCUGUAGAUGCAGCAAACUGUGAUUCUUUUUAUCAUCCGCAUAACUCCUAUUUAGAAAUUGAAGGAAGGCUUGUAAAAGCAGAUGGGACUGCAUAUGCAGAUGGAGAUGCAAUAACACUAGCAAACAAUGGUAUUAUGCUUUUAUUUGAAAGAAUUGAAUAUAGAUUCUUUGAUCAACCUGUUGAAACAAUUAAUUUUCCAGGUAUAGCAACUACAAUGCUUGGAUUAUUAAAAUAUCCGAAUGACUUUCAACAAUCAAAAGCAUUAAGUCAAUUGUGGUAUAAAGAUAAUAUAACAGCACAUGAACUCUUUCUGUUAAGACAAAGCGAUGAUACUGCAAUUUUUAGAGCUGCUGGUGUAGCUGCAGGAAAAGUAGAUAUUACAAGAAUAUCAUUAAUGAUGAAACGUGCAACUUCAUCUAUGAUAAAAGAAAAUGAACUUGGUAAAAUAAUUACAUUAAAAGAAAUACUUGAUUUUGGUUUUAGAUCAAGGUACUUAAAUAAAACUAAUGUUGCACAAAAUACUUCAUUUGACUGGAACUUAGGAACAAAAACUACUGAAAAACCUAGAUAUAUACUUGUUGAAUUUAAUACACCUGUUCCAGCAGGUACUGUAAUAUUUGCUCUCAUCAUUUCAGAUAGAAUAGGAAAACUUACUUCUAAUGGAAAUAGAUUUAUGUUUGAAUAUUAG
Messenger RNA from Hydra vulgaris (swiftwater hydra), 777 nucleotides. Lineage: Eukaryota; Metazoa; Cnidaria; Hydrozoa; Anthoathecata; Hydridae. The record is from RefSeq and is a predicted model, not a curated record.